AUGAAUAACCAAGGCAACGCGAACAUCGGAGGAAAUGAGAACAACGAAAACCUGAAUCAUGACAUCCCUCAACAUCUCCUCGAACACAUUCCAUGGCCUCGGGACGUGUCAUUCAGAAUGACCGAUAGACAAUUAGAGCUGGUGUACAUUACGUGGGCUGCCGCGCGAAUGCACGUGCGCCAACAAGUCUACCGUCCGGACUUACCGUUCGCUCCCAACCCGUUGCCUCCAGUCUGGCCAGAAGAACUAUGCGUGAAGAUGGUCCUGUGGAUUGCGAGGGAGCAUAGGAUGUUCGAGAUGGAGGGCUCAGAGGUGCGCAUUAGCGCUGAUAGACUGCGUAUGGAUGAAGAAGAGCGAAGGAACUGGGAGGGACCGGUUGGCGCAGAGGAAGUGGAUGGUGCAUCCGUAGAUUCAGGCAUUGGAGUAGUCGAGAUUAAGGUGCAACUAAGGUCUCUGUCGAUAGAAUCUGCAGAUGAUGCAAGGAACAAUGUGGAUGGUGCUGAAGCUGGCUCGCUGACGGGAUUGAGGCAAGCCAUGCUUUCUUGGACAGCUUCGAUGCGACCUUGA
Molecule: messenger RNA, 567 nt
Organism: Suillus discolor
Lineage: Eukaryota; Fungi; Basidiomycota; Agaricomycetes; Boletales; Suillaceae
Exons: 7
Coding region: 1-567 (188 amino acids)
Source: RefSeq, a predicted model, not a curated record